Molecule: messenger RNA, 3839 nt
Organism: Scleropages formosus (Asian bonytongue)
Lineage: Eukaryota; Metazoa; Chordata; Actinopteri; Osteoglossiformes; Osteoglossidae
Product: receptor-type tyrosine-protein phosphatase-like N
Exons: 23
Coding region: 162-2981 (939 amino acids)
Biological process (GO): insulin secretion involved in cellular response to glucose stimulus; protein dephosphorylation; regulation of secretion
Cellular component (GO): secretory granule; synapse
Molecular function (GO): protein tyrosine phosphatase activity
Source: RefSeq, a predicted model, not a curated record
CUCCAGAUCCCCGUCCGCGAUCGCCGCGUCCCCUCUUUCGUGCGCUUCUGCCGCGCGCGUUCGCAGCCUUGCACGAGGCGUUCCGACCGAGUGCUGUGGGCGGAAUAGGAUGAGGGUGUGAACAGAGGGGUCUGAGCCGCGCUUCGGGGAGCCCGUCCAACAUGGGACAAGCCCGGCUGUGGAGCGUCCUGGGCUGGAUGAGCAUGAUCUGCUGGCAGCUCGGCGCGCCUGCCAGAUACGGUUGCCUGUUUGAGAAGAGACUGUGCUCCAGGGGUCAGCUGUGCCUGGAUGAUGCUCUCUUCGGGCAGUGCCAAGACCCCACGCAGCAGCGGGUGCAGUACCAGGUCUCGGUGCCCGUGCUGCAGAAGCUGCAGGACGUUCUGAAGCAGCUGAUGAUGCAAGGACUUUCCUGGCAGGACGACAUUGUCCAGUACGUCAUCUCCAAGGAGCUGAGCCGUGUUCCGCAGACCCACGUACCCGCCAGACCUCGAGAUGUCCCGCCGUCCCAACCCUCCCAGCCGUGGGACAAGCCCUCCUCGAAGUCUCGGGCCGAAGUGGACCGCCUGAGUCCCGCUGUGGCACAGCGCUAUCUGGACUACAUGGUUCUGUCGGACCAGCCCCAGGCCUCCCUCCACAUGCAGGCACCCGUUGUGGACCCUUACACAUAUGGAAAGUACGGGUAUCAGGAGGAGGAGCGUUCUCUGAACUCUCUGGAUGAAGGUGGAUACCCCGGCUCUUCCUCCCGAUCUGGGGCAGGUGUGUCCCGCCCUGCGGACCGAGACCGGCAGCUGCUGCAGAACCUGCUCUCGCUCUACCUUUCGCCCUCACAGCCAUCCUCCCGCCACGAGGUGGCGACGGCUGUCUCCGCAUCCCCCUUCUACGGGGACCUGGACUUCCCUCUGGACUAUACAGAGGACCUCAUUGUCCAGGAGGAGCAGCUCAGCAGCGAGCGGCAACACAAGAAGGCCCCCCAGCACUACAGCGCCAUCUCUGGGCUGGAUGACGUGACUCUGAACAGAAUGGCUUCGGUGCUGAAGAGGCACGGCAUCGAUGUGAAGUCCCUGUCUUUACAGCAACUGGAUGCCCUGGCCGCUGCCCUGCGGGCCCGACCAAGCGAUGGCCUGGAGGACCCAGAUCGGCUCCAGGGUGUUGAGGUCUCGGAGAAAAAGCUCACGGAAGGUUCCAUGACGCACAAGGCAGAGGGAGCUCCCAUUCCGGCCCCCUCCAUCGCCUCGCUGUCCCUGGCCCUCCAGCCUCUCGGGCAGUCUGUGGAUGCGGGGGCCGGAGUAGCGCUCCCAAGACAGGGGGGUGUGAUGGGGGGUGGAGCCAUGGAGCCAAAGGCCAGCGAGUUGAUUGGAGAUGAGCUGCCGAAGGCGGAGGACUCCAAAGAUGCCAGUCCUGCCCUCGUGACGGGGGUUGGGGCUCCUGUGCGGGAGGAGUACGGGUACAUUGUCACCAGCCAGAGGCCGCUCAGCCUGUUCGACGGCGUGCAGCUGCUGGAAACCCUGGCGAACAAGAUCAAGAUCCCCGUGAGCACUUUUAUUAAUAUCAGCGUGGUGGGACCAGCCCUGAUGUUCCGUCUCCGACAGAACCAGCAGAACAUGAGCGCCAGCGACGUCGCCGAUAGGGCCGUGGCGGAGAAAACCUUCCUGGAGUCGCAGACGGGCCUCAAGAUCCUUCAGACGGGGGUGGGCGAGAGGAGCGAUGGCCGAGGGUUGCCCCAGGCAACGCGGGUUCAGGACAGCUCUCGGCUAGUGAUGCUCACGCUGGUGGGCGUGGCCUGUGUGGGCGGGAUCCUGGUGGUGUCGUUGACCAUCGCCUGCUUGCGCCAUCACGCCCGUCAGCUCGCCGCCGGAAAACUGGGGUUGGGCCCAGAAGGGGGCAGCGACACACACUUUGAGUACCAGGACUUAUGUCGCCAGCACAUGGCCGGCAAGUCAUCAAGCGGACGACAGGAUACGGGUACGGCAGCCGGGGGGGGCGGCACCGAUACGUCCAGGGUGAGCAGUGUGUCGUCGCAGUUCAGCGAUGCCCCCCAGCCCAGCCCCAGCUCACACAGCAGCACCCCCUCCUGGUGCGAGGAGCCGGCGCAGUCCAACAUGGACAUCUCCACCGGUCACAUGAUCCUGGCCUACAUGGAGGACCACCUGAAGAACAAGGACCGCCUGCUCAGGGAGUGGGAGGCCCUGUGCUCAUACCAGGCUGAGCCGAGCUCCGUGUCCGUCGCCCAGAGUGACGUGAACCACAAGAAGAACCGCAACCCCGAGUUUGUGCCCUACGACCACUCUCGGGUGAAGCUGAAGGCCGAGGUCAACCCCUCCAGGGGCGACUACAUCAACGCCAGCACCAUAAUUGAGCAUGACCCCAGGAUGCCGGCCUACAUCGCAACCCAAGGACCCUUGUCACACACCAUCUCAGAUUUCUGGCAGAUGGUGUGGGAGAGCGGCUGCACGGUGAUCGUGAUGAUGACAGCGCUGGUGGAGGACGGUGAGAAGCAGUGUGACCGUUACUGGCCAGAUGAGGGCUCAUCCCUUUACCACAUCUAUGAGGUGAACCUGGUCUCGGAGCACAUCUGGUGCAACGACUUCCUGGUGCGCAGCUUCUAUCUGAAGAACGUCCAAACUCAGGAGACCCGUACCCUGACACAGUUCCACUUCCUGAGCUGGCCAGCCCAGGGCAUCCCCACUUCCACACGCCCCCUGCUGGACUUCCGCAGGAAGGUAAACAAGUGCUACCGCGGUCGAUCCUGCCCAAUCAUCGUGCACUGCAGCGAUGGCACAGGCAGAACUGGAACGUACAUUCUGAUUGACAUGGUUCUCAACCGCAUGGCCAAAGGAGUGAAGGAAAUUGACAUCGCUGCCACUCUGGAGCACAUUCGAGACCAGAGACCGGGUAUGGUGCGGACCAAGGACCAGUUUGAGUUUGCCCUGACGGCUGUGGCAGAGGAAGUAAAUGCCAUCCUGAAAGCUCUGCCCCAGUGAGCCUUGCAACCUGUGCUCCCCCAUCCCACCGCCCCUUACCAUUCUUUACCUCAUUUCCCCCCGUAAGCAGCAAAAUAACAACCAAAAAUAUCCCCAUGCAGUUACUUUCUCGUUUUCUCUCAUGGAUUUGCACGGAUUUGUGUUCAAUGCCCUUUUGACAGCGUAGCCCCUAAGUCCUCCAUGACAUGGAGACACAACAACAAAUCCCCAAAUCAGGAGGACCUAUUUCCUUCACACUUGGUCAUUUUGGAUGGCAUGAUUCAAAACAUAUCUGGCCCUCACACCAUCAUCAAUGACAUUAGAUGCUAGAUUGAUACAUUUAGCUCAGAAACAUCAGAUGACCCCCACAGACUGACCUUUUGUUGCAACAAGUUCAAAGCAACCAAUCCUGGUGACAUUUUUACUUAGCUUUUAAUUAUUCUUUUAUGAGACUUUAACUGGAAAACAUUAGCUGGAGAUGCAUCUUACUCGAUUUACACUUUAAUUUAAGGUCAAAACUUCUAAACGUCAGUCAGUCGUUGUGCUUAUAAGCAGUGUAACAGAUGUCCCCCUACGGCUCCUGUGCUCAAUUUAAGAUCAGCUGCAAAAAAGAUUUGGCUGCUGAUUGAUGGGAAGCAGGAGGUGGGUCUAUACUGCACCAGCUGCCCUUGUCCAACAGCAGACUGUUGGUUUAGAGAAGUCCUUCUACCGCUCCCUCUACAUACUCCAAGAGCCCCACCCGCCACUCUACGCUCAUUCAGAUUCAACUUGCUGUGAACCAUUUACCCUCCUUGCAAAUGCUAUUAUUCUAUUAUCUCUGUAUUCCUGUAGCAAAUAAGUAGAAAACAUGAAAAAAAAAACUGACAAAAAAAUCUUUUG